Molecule: messenger RNA, 1329 nt
Organism: Drepanopeziza brunnea f. sp. 'multigermtubi' MB_m1
Lineage: Eukaryota; Fungi; Ascomycota; Leotiomycetes; Helotiales; Drepanopezizaceae
Biological process (GO): cellular response to ionizing radiation; DNA repair; mitotic intra-S DNA damage checkpoint signaling
Cellular component (GO): checkpoint clamp complex
Source: RefSeq, a predicted model, not a curated record
AUGGCGAUCCUGAACUUCACGCUCAACCCCGAAUCUCUGGACAAGCUGCACAGUGCUUUGGCGUGCCUCUCCAAGUUCUCCGAGGCCGUGUCAUUAGAGGCAUCUCACGACAAGCUCGUCUUGACGGCUCUCAACUCAUCCAAAUCCGCCUAUGCCUCGUUCACCCUGGGCAACAAGUUCUUCUCCAAAUACCACCUUAAACCGGUAAAGACCAGCCCACAAGUUAACGUUAAGGAUAAGUUCAUUUGCAGGAUAUACAACAAGGCUUUACUGUCAGUCUUCAAGGGUCGAACAAUCGAUCCGACAAGAGAGAAGGAUACGGCAGUUGAAAAGUGCGAUGUUGCUGUCGAAGAUGGCGAGGGCCAGGCAAAGAGUCGGUUUGUGAUCAAAAUCGUGUGCAGGCAUGGCGUCCUCAAGACUUACCGUCUGACUUUCGAACCGGUUGCCCCGAUGCACGCUCUUUUUGUGAAGGAGAGUGCGAACAACCAUUGGUCAAUCUCUUCCAGGGCCCUCCGGGAAUUUGUUGAGCACUUCAGUCCAGGUACAGAUCAACUAGACAUCUAUUCCGAAAACGGUCGUGUAAGCUUCACCAGCUACACCGAGAAGAUUAUGUCAGGAAACGAGAUCCUGAAGCAGCCACUGCAUACUACCAUUGCUAUAGACACCCUUGAGUUUGGCGAAUUUUCCGUCGAGGAGAAGCUCCACAUCGUCAUCAGUGUCAAAGACUUCAAAGCUAUAGUUGCGCACGCGGGUAUCACAAAUACGAUGGUCAAAGCCUUGUACUCACGUCCUACGAAUCCAAUGCAGAUUUCCUACAGCGAGGAUGGAAUAUUGAGCGAAUUUAUCCUCAUGACCAUUGGAGAAUCUAGGGCCGCCUCAGCAACACCAGCGCCCAACGUCUCAAGGACCAAUUCAAAGAGACCAGCAUCAAGGCAGCCUUUGGAAGCUACCUCGAGCUCCAAGCGGACCGCAACCCCCCAAAUGCCUCCCCCGCUAACCAGUACAGCUCCAAGUAUUGCCCGAGCAGCCAGUAGAGCUCUUAGACCAUCUCCUCCACCACCGCAGCCCAGUGUUCAAUCACAGUCUCUUUUUCUGCCCCAGGGCGAUGAUGAUAAGAGAUGGGAUCCGACGCCCUUCGAUGAAGAAGAUGACGAGAUGUUGCAGUGGGAUACGGGUGAAGAAAAGAAUUCCUUGCGGAUAAAUUCGGCGAGGCAGCAGGGCCUCGAGAAUCAAGGGCGAGGAGGAAAUGGAGAUUCCGAUUUGGUGCCAACUCAGCGACUGGCACCAACCCAAAGACUAUCAGAGGUUCAUGGAUUAUUCGAUGAUUGA